Hemibagrus wyckioides is the source of this 4506-nucleotide messenger RNA. RefSeq names its product DNA-damage inducible protein 2 (gene ddi2). The record is from RefSeq and is a predicted model, not a curated record. Bases 323 to 3046 code for a protein of 907 amino acids. Gene Ontology annotation, biological process: proteolysis. NCBI's taxonomy places the organism in Eukaryota, Metazoa, Chordata, Actinopteri, Siluriformes, Bagridae. Gene Ontology annotation, molecular function: protein binding; aspartic-type endopeptidase activity. The transcript has 9 exons.
GGUUUUCACUCUGAAAGCAGGUGUUGUAUGUAUAUAUAUAUAUAUGUGUGUGUGUGUGCGCGCACGCGCGUGCGUGUGUGUAAAACGGCUUCUUUGGAGUAAAGUACACCGCUGUUUGUUUCCAUGCGCACUGGGAUAUUGUGUAAGCAGAGAAGUGUAAAAGAGGUGUAAGAUUCAAUAGAGUCGCUGUAUGUGUGUGUGUGUGUGCGUGCAUGCGCGUGAGUGAGUGUGUAUAUGAGAAAAAGAGAAAGAAACUGAGAGAGCGCGAGCUGCUGAAUCAGCACACACUCGUGUCCCAGGCUGCCUGCGGUGUUGUGUAGCGAUGCUGCUGACGGUGUUUUGCGCUCUGAGGGACCGCGGAGAGACCACCUUCGCCCUCGAUGUCUCUCCAGAGCUUGAACUCAGGGAUUUUUUGGCUCUUUGUGAACUCGAAUCAGGAAUACCAGCUGGAGAGAUUCAGAUCUCCUAUGCAGAGCAGCCUCUGAGAGACCUCACCCGAGCCCUGGGGAAUUACGGCCUGAAAGAUGGAGAUGUGGUGGUGUUGAGACAAGCUGAGAGAAGGCCAGCGGCUCAGCCUUCCUUCCCAGGGUUGCCCCGCAUCGAUUUUAGCGCCAUCUCAGUUCCCGGCACUUCUUCAAACCAUCGUUCCACCACACCGUCUCAAAAUCCCAGGGCUGCCCAGACACCCCUUGCUGCCUCCCCUGCCUCUUCUCCUCAGGGACUGGACAAUCCUGCCCUGUUACGCGAUAUGUUGCUUGCCAAUCCACAUGAGCUGUCAUUGCUGAAGGAACGUAACCCGCCACUGGCCGAGGCCCUGUUGAGCGGUGACCUCGAGCACUUCAUGAAAGUGCUUCAGGAGCAGCAGCAGGAACGAGCCAGAAGAGAGCAGGAGAGAAUCAGACUUUUCACUGCUGACCCCUUUGACCUGGAGGCUCAGGCCAAGAUCGAGGAGGACAUCAGGCAACAUAAUAUUGAAGAAAAUAUGACCAUUGCUAUGGAAGAGGCACCUGAAAGUUUUGGCCAGGUGGUUAUGCUCUACAUCAACUGCAAGGUUAAUGGACACCCUGUGAAAGCCUUUGUUGACUCAGGAGCCCAGAUGACCAUCAUGAGUCAAGCCUGCGCAGAACGUUGCAACAUCAUGCGUCUAGUAGACCGGCGCUGGGCAGGGAUUGCUAAGGGCGUGGGCACACAGAAGAUUAUUGGCAGAGUUCAUCUGGCUCAGGUACAGAUUGAAGGGGACUUCCUUCCCUGUUCCUUCUCCAUUUUGGAAGAUCAGCCUAUGGACAUGUUGCUAGGCCUUGACAUGCUAAAAAGACACCAGUGCUCUAUUGACCUUAAGAAGAAUGUGCUGCUGAUUGGAACAACAGGGACAGAGACACGCUUCCUUCCUGAGGGUGAGCUGCCUGACUGUGCCAGACUGGCAUAUGGGCCAGAAGCGCGAGAGGACACUCGACCAGAGGAGAUUGCAGACCAAGAGCUUGCAGAGGCGUUACAAAGAUCCAUACAGGACAACGAAAUUGCAGAUGGAAAAACUACCUCACCACAGUCCCCACCACUCCCACUUCAUAGUUCUGUUCAGACGCCAUCCACCUCAACAGCUGCCACUAGUCCUUAUCGAAGUUUUACACUAGACCGCUCCAAGUCUGCUCCAGCCUCCGUUAGCCAGAGCCUGCCAUCAGAGGCAUCAUUCAAUCCAUCUCAAUCCCAGGGAGAAACAAAGUCAUAUCCACCUGACACCCAGGGCAUGACUGAACCACACCCAUUGUCUGCCUCAUCCGUGCCCUUAAAAGUGGAAGAAUCUUCUCAAGAUCCUCCCUAUGGGCAGGUUGAUGGCUUCGAACCUCCGUCAACAGCAUCACCCACUCUCCCUGCUCAGGAACCAUUUUCUAGUACUGUGUCAAAUGACAAUAAAGGGACUAAAUUUGUACUUUGUAGAAAGGCUGUGGCAGAUUUAGAUGCAGGGGAAAGCAUUGCCUUAGAAGACGCAGAAGAACCUGAUUCCCAGACUGGCUCCCAGAAUGAUCUUUGCCUUCAGGAAGUAGACAUGGCCGAUUCUGUUGAUCCAACAAUAAUCAGUGUUGACAUUCCUGAUCCCUUCCUGGAGAAAGAACAAGGCGGCAUAAUGAAAGAUGUUGUAAAUGGUCAAACAGAUCAAUUUUCGGAGUUGACAACUCACCACAACCUUCCAGGUCCAUCUAGUUCAUCCAAAGAUCCUCUUGUCCACUCAAAAUCUGAGAAGAAUUUUGAAACUAGCCUUUCUGUUUCAAAGAGUGAAAUGACAUCAGAAAGGGACCAGUCAGAGAGCGACAUUAUCCCUUCUCUGGCUCAAGCCCUCAAGGAACUUCACAACCUUCUAAUGACUAACAGUAAUGCUCAGGCCAGUGCCUGGAGCCCUCUAUCUGCCACCACCCCAAGACCAGAAACUGAUGAGAUGGACCACAAUCCAACAGGAAACGAUUAUACAAGUGUCAACCCAAAUGUUAUUUCAUCAUCUUACACUGCCACAACCAAUAAAACAACAAUUGCCAAAUCUGAAUACGAUGCCCUAGAAAUGGACGAAACCUUUGAAGGACUGACCGUAAGAUCUCAAAGACAAGAAACCACUCAGACUAAUGGGUUUACAAAUAUCAGCAUUGAGGAAAAUAUGAGUUCCCUGGAGGAAAUACAGUUCCCUGAAGAAAAUCAGGUGGAUGAAAAUGGGGAAGACCUUAUGUUGGAGCCAGAGGAAGCACCUCCAGCUGAACCAUCCCAACCACAGUCCUUGUCUGUAGCAGUAGGUUCCUCAGCAGACAGUUCCAACCUUGUGCCUGUCGAAUCCUCUCAUCCAUCAAUACAAAGUUCCGGGCUGGCUCUUUAUCCUCUUCCAGACGACGUCCAGCCUUCCACACUAACGGUAUCUGGACAAUACCCUGCAGAGCACAUCCAGAGGAUACAAGCAGCAGGGUUCUCAUCUCAUGAGGCAGCUGAAGCACUCGAACAGGCUGAAGGCAGUGUGGAACUUGCCCUACUGGUGCUGCUGGCCAGGAAGAUAUCUGUGCCCACCUAGACCCAUUAAAGGCAUAUUUGCCUCAUUACGUGGAUUCUGUGGUCUUCUUCUGAUGCCCCAUUUUUUCUUUAUUUGUGCUUAGUUUGUUUGUCAUAUUAAAUCAGUAUAUAUGUUUCUGUCUUGGCCAUUUGCAAAAAAAAAACAGUGGUGCCUGAAGCUCCCCACUUCCUUUCAUGGUUUAAGUUUUGAAAGGUUUACUGCUUUUAACUGCUGUCUGGUUUAAGUGGGUUUGCGUAGUGUUAUCGAUGGUUGUGUGCAUGUAACUGGUCCUUUGCAAAGACCUGAAAAUCAUUUUAUUUAGGAUGACCAUGAUUCUGAAUAGAGUGAAUAGUGAAUGGUAUUUCACUAGAGUAGGGUAUUUCAAUAGAGUAACAGUGAAUGGUAUUUUAAAUUAAUCAGUUUUAUGUCUCUUCUUUCACCAUUAUACUCUACCUACUGUGGAUAACCAUACCUUGCUCUUUAAAUAAAUUUUGGAAAUAAAAUUGGGUGGUUCUUGAAUAUGCAAAAGCAUUUAGCAAAACAAACUGGCUCAUCUGUCUUGAGACUUCACCCUUCGCAUGUACUGGGUAUAUAGCAACCUAAGCAGAAUAAUUCUUGUAUAUAAAGGUCGCUAAGCCUAAGUAAAAAAAAAAUAUAUAAUGCUGGUGAAUCUGCAUGGGUAUUACAAUUUAGAACAUAAAUAGACUUAAUCCAUGUUUGGGAAGCCAGUGCAAAUACAAAAAUCAUACAGCUGCUAGUUGAUACUACUUUGCAAUAAUUACCAAAUACUGCAUCUUUAUUUUUCUUUGACUGACUGCUGAUUUUAUAUUUGCCAAUCAUGUAUAACUUGCCCAUUGUGUUUCGUUAUGCUUAAAUUGGUUGUCUUCAGACUUUGGAAACCAUUAUAUUCUCCCCGGUGUUUCAUAGUGUUGAUACGUGUUCACCAGUAUUUUCUUUUUCAGUCAGAAUGAGGUUCAAGUCUAACGAAUGGGAAAUUAUCAGUUGUGGGAGGAAGAGAAGUACCAUCAGGAGGUCGGGGAAACUUAGGAGAUUUCAUAUUUCAUCACCAUUUAUCUAUCUUUUACUUUUCAGGGAUUUUUGAUGCUACUUUGGUUGAUAUGAAACAUGAUCUUUGCAUAGUGUGGUGUGAAACUUUAAUAAAGGAAUAAUUAGAAAAGUACAAUUAAGUGGUAGGGACCUGGAGGCCUGUUUGGGUUUCAUUACUGCUUGGGCAUCAGAUCAUAUAAUUAGAUGGCAUUUGCAGAUUUGUGUAUGAUUCAAUUCAUGCUUAUUUCUCCCCAUGAUUCAUUAUAACGUUCGGUUGAAAUCCAGGCUGCUCUGUCAAGCUGUGUAUAACCUGUCAUUUUUUUUAAAGGUAGUCUCUGACUCGGCUGUGUUCACAAUUUGGAUGAUUUAGUUUCAACUUGUAUACAAUUUAAAAAAAAAAAAAAACAAAUAAAAGAAAACGUGUUUCUUUAUAA